Aureobasidium namibiae CBS 147.97 is the source of this 2163-nucleotide messenger RNA. RefSeq lists its product as uncharacterized. Lineage: Eukaryota; Fungi; Ascomycota; Dothideomycetes; Dothideales; Saccotheciaceae. The transcript has 2 exons. The record is from RefSeq and is a predicted model, not a curated record. Gene Ontology annotation, molecular function: nucleic acid binding; zinc ion binding. Bases 1 to 2163 code for a protein of 720 amino acids.
AUGGGCCGCAAAAAGAACAAUAAUAACAAUAAUAAUAACAACAAUAACAAUAACGGCAACAACAACAAUAACAAUAACAACCCCAAAAACUGCACUCAUUGUGGCAAGAAAGGCCAUUUGAAAUCGGAAUGCUUCUCACUACAAGGCAAAAAUGGUAACCAGCAAAAAAACCAAAAUCAGCAGAACAAUCAAAACAAUGGCAGGCAUUGCGACUUCUGUGGUAGCAAAGACCAUUGGUCGGCGUAUUGUUCAAAGAAGCAGGAGACGAGCACCGCGGGUACCAGCGGAUAUAUCAUGGCUGCUCCCUGGCAGGUCCCUCCGCCACAACUCGAGGCCUUGUGGUGCAAGUGGUGCAACACGACCCUCCAUUCCACCGCUGGCUGUCAGAACACCAGUUCGCAAGUCGAAAUCAUGGUUAUGCCCGAGAGCAAGGACUACUACUGCGAAAGGUGCGGGUACAAAGGCCAUGUGAGCAAGAACUGCUGCAACCCUUACCCGGACCAGAAGUGUCUCUUUUGUCAACGACCAGGCCAUGUCUUCCAAGACUGUGUUCGACGUGACGAGCCCCGAAUCCGCGAGAUGCUCUCCUCUCUUCCUCCACGCCUCUCCGAUCCGGUCGUCAAGAAAGACGAGCCUACUCUGAACAUGAGCAAUACAAUCUCGACAUUUAAGAGACGGAGGGAGGCGCUUGACCAGAGUCAGCAAGCCACCAACAGUUUCAUUGCCAAUCUCGUGAACGCUACCACUCAAAGAGAGACCCAGGAUGUCGUCCCCGUCAGACCUCAUGAACUUGUCCACAUUAUGGAUGGAGUUCUGACCUGGGAGCAAGGAGACGAUUGCAACCUGUGGGGUAAGGACCUCACUGAGACCGUCAAGGCGAUGAAGAUGUACCACCUGUCCGAAGGCGUGAAUUUCUUCCGCAUCUUUUUUGCCGUCCAUAGACUCGAGGCAGAUUUCACCAUCCAUUGCGCUAACCCGGGAUGCAAGGGCAACGCUCUCAUCAUUACACCCGAGUUUCAGAAUGUCAAUAUUUCCACUCGUAGCGGUUACCCUCGUGACCAGCCCGAGCAUGCCGUGUUUCUGGCAUCUAGCUGUUCGCACUCCGACUUUUCCUUCGAAUGGAGACGUUCGCGCGUUGAAGAAGGAGAUUUGACCCCCCUUUACCUACUCCAAGCAGCCCACACCAAUCCCAUCUUCCAUCAGUUCACUGAACUCAAGGCCGGUAUUACCACUCGAGACCUUGAUCUCGAGUAUGAUGCCAUGUUGGAAUUGGAGAAGAAACGUCAGGCUAUGGACGCUGAACAGGAAAAGGUAGCCGAAGCAUCCACAAAGCUCAGGCUUCAGGAGGCCGCAUUCAUCACUACUUCUACGCCUCUCACACCUCGCAAGCGUUUCUGGGGCGACACUGCAAUGACUGAUGCCUCUUCACCGCGACAAGACCGCAGAUUUGAUUCGGGAGGCCAACUCACUCCCAAACGCGCAAGAUUCGAAGACCCCAGGCCAGCUCACCAGUAUUCCGACUCCACUCAGUCUUUCUCGCAGCCUGCUGAUCAGUCUUCAGGGACCGCUUCUGAGUACCCAACGACCACUCCUCAUUCUUUCGAUGACGCAACUCAGUAUGCCGCGUCUGAAGCUGACAGAGAUGUCAGUGGGACAGAUACAUACAACAGACCAAGAGGAGAUCGAGGAGACGGAGGCCAGUAUCGAGGCGGACGAAACGAUCGAGGCGGACGAAACAAUCGGGGAGGUCGAAACGAUCGAGGAGGCGGUAGACGAGGCGGUCAAAACUAUCAGCAAGGUGGACAGAACUAUCCGCAACGUGGACAGAGAAAUCAGCAAGGUGGGCAAAGCUAUCAGCAAACCGCACAAAGUUCUCAGCAAACUGAUCAGCACUAUCAUCAGGGCGGGCAAUAUUCCCAAGAUCAACAACACGAAAAAGACAACCAUGGCCAAAAAAACAAUGAUGGCAAGAAAAAGAAGAAGAAGAAAAGCAAGAAAGCUAAACAAGGAGGACAAGAUGGUGGACAAGGUGAUGCACAAGGCGAUUUCUGGGAGAAUUAUGCCCGUAAUUCAGCUGGUAACUCGAACGGCGGUCCAUCUGGUCCUUCUGGUCCUUCAGCUGAACGCCCAGAUGGCGACGACAAAGAUGGCUAUAUCGAGUAG